GUCCAAACACUUACAUUUGCAAAACUUGCGAUCUUUUCUCCAACUUUCGUUUGAAGCCCUUCCAGUGUAGAAACAAAUAUACUCAUACCUUUGGACUGUCACCCAAUUCUACCUGGAACAGCAAUUUGUCAUUGCAUUCCCCGUCACAAUGUCUACCGUCCUUCCCCCACCAAGCAAAAGGCAGAGGACCGAUGCAGCGGAAAAAGCUCGAGUACAGCAGGAUUUAGAAGAAAUUCCCGCAGACGCUGGAAGCCUACGCCUUCAAUUCUACGACGAGACAACAGGAUUACCAAUCGGACAAGGCCCAGUGCUGGUACCAGUCGCAGAUGCAACACCAAAGAAUUUAGAGCUUCUUGUGAAUGCUUUACUGGGACAUGUAAGCUUGACAUACCAAUGUUCUUCUUUCACCAAGAGGAUUUUAUCUGAUAAUUUCUCAGGACUCGUCCGAACAUAUUCCCUACCGAUUUACCCUUCCAGUUCCAGACAAGAAGCGUACCGAGAUCACCACUACAGCUUUCCCCACGAACAUUUACAAGACAUUAAUCGCCCCAGCUCUAGUCAGUACGGAAGAAGUUCAGAAUAUAUCUGCUGCCCCUCAAGCUGUUUUCCGAGUUCAGGCAGUCUCAAGAUGUGCUUCAACGAUACCAGGCCACGGAGAGGCAAUUUUAGCAACUCAAUUCUCACCUAGAACAUCAGCAAGGAUGGUUAGUGGCAGUGGGGAUAAUACAGCAAGGAUAUGGGAUUGUGAUACAGGGACUCCAGUGCACACAUUAAAAGGACACACGAGUUGGGUACUCGCUGUCAGUUGGGCACCGGACGAGUCGAAAAUAGCGACGGGUAGUAUGGACAACACAGUACGAUUGUGGGACCCGAAAACUGGAAAACAAUUGGGGAAUCCUAUGAAGGGUCACACAAAAUGGGUGACAAGUUUGGCAUGGGAGCCGUACCACUCGCAGAAAUUAGGGGAGCCUCGAUUAGCUUCUGCAUCAAAGGAUACCACGGUCAGAAUUUGGUCAGCAAACCAACAAACCAUUGAACUAGUAUUGAGUGGUCACAAAGGGUCGAUUUCAUGCGUCAAAUGGGGAGGGACAGGAUUCAUAUAUACCGGGUCUCAUGAUAAAACAGUCAAAGUAUGGAAUACGGACAACGGAAUUCUUGCGCAUACCCUCAAUUCACAUGCCCAUUGGGUAAAUCACCUUGCUUUAUCCACCGAUUUCAACAUCAGAACUGCCUUUCAUGAUCACACUGGCAAAAUUCCAAUUUCAGACGAUGAAAAGGUCAAAAAAGCCAAGGAGAGGUUCCUAAAAGCCGCAACUAUACAAGGUGAGGUCGUUGAGAGGUUGGUGUCAGCGAGUGAUGAUUUUACGAUGUAUCUUUGGGAUCCUUCAAAAGGAACAAAGCCAGUUGCGAGACUGCUGGGUCAUCAGAAACAGGUUAACCAUGUUACCUUUUCGCCUGAUGGUUUACUUAUUGCAUCUUCUGGUUUUGAUAAUCACACCAAAAUAUGGAACGCAAGAGAUGGGAAAUUCAUAAAUACCUUGAGAGGUCAUGUGGCCCCAGUAUAUCAGUGUGCCUUCAGUCCCGAUUCAAGGUUACUGGUAACUGGCAGUAAAGACACUACUUUGAAGGUUUGGGACAUGAGAACACUGAAACUUUCUGUUGGUAAGUCUAUUUAUCUUUCUUACUUGCUCAAGCGAAAUUGUUUUCCUUCUUUAGCUAGUGGCUUUGCUAACUAUCGAUUACAGACCUCCCAGGUCACAAGGAUGAGGUAUACGCCGUAGAUUGGAGCCCUGAUGGGCAGAAGGUUGGAAGCGGUGGCAAAGAUAAAGCCGUUCGUAUUUGGAGGCAUUAGUGGAGCGAA
Molecule: messenger RNA, 1861 nt
Organism: Hymenoscyphus albidus
Lineage: Eukaryota; Fungi; Ascomycota; Leotiomycetes; Helotiales; Helotiaceae
Source: the annotation of a GenBank genome assembly